Messenger RNA from Erigeron canadensis, 1554 nucleotides. RefSeq lists its product as uncharacterized. Lineage: Eukaryota; Viridiplantae; Streptophyta; Magnoliopsida; Asterales; Asteraceae. Bases 463 to 1422 code for a protein of 319 amino acids. The record is from RefSeq and is a predicted model, not a curated record. Gene Ontology annotation, molecular function: acetylglucosaminyltransferase activity. The transcript has 3 exons.
CAUAAAAAAUCAAGAACAAGAAGAAUACGCAAAUCCAUCAUCAUAAUCUCACUAUUCCUCACCUUAAUAUUGAUAUUCAUCUUCUUAACAAAUACUCGUUCCAAAACAACCCAAAUCGUAUUACCCAAUUUCAAUCUCAACUAUUUGAAGAACACUCAUAAUACCCUAUACUCGAAUCCCCAAACUACUCUCACCGAUAUCAUAUUUGGCAUUGCGGGUGUUGUAAAAACUUGGGACACAAAGAAACACUAUAUUGAAUCAUGGUGGAACUCAAACGUAACCCGUGGGUUCCUCUUUCUAGAUAAGGCCCCUAUCAAACUCCUUCCAUGGUCUCCCACUUUACCAUUGGUACGUAUCUCUAAUGAGAUUGCAAACCAAAAAGGCGUCCCUUUCACCCUUAGAAUUGCACGGGUGAUUAAAGAAACUUUCGAUGCAGAGAAUAAAGAUGUGAGGUGGUAUGUGAUGGCGGAUGAUGAUACUGUAUUCUUUUUGGACAACUUGGUGGAGGUUUUAAGCAAAUAUGAUCACAAUGGUUACUAUUACGUUGGUAUGAAUGCGGAAAGUAUCCUAUCAAAUAGCCAGUUUUCAUUUGGGAUGGGUUUUGGUGGGGCUGGAUUUGCUUUGAGUUACCCUCUAGCCGAGGCUUUGGCCAAGAAUUUAGAUGUGUGUCUUGUAAAGUAUCGAGAUCUUCAUGGAAGCGAUCAUAUUGUGCAAUCUUGUGUGGCUGAUCUGGGGGUUUCACUUACCCAAGAAAAGGGCUUUCAUCAGAUUGAUCUACACGGAAACAUAUCAGGUCUUUUAUCAGCACACCCUCAGACUCCUUUGGUCUCUCUCCACCACCUUGAUGCCGUACAACCAAUAUUCCCUGCCAUGGACCGCCCCCAAUCACUGAAACAGCUAAUGAAAGCAGCAAAAAUAGACCAGUCAAGGCUACUCCAACAAAGCAUUUGCUAUGACAACCAUAAAAACUGGAGUUACUCUUUGUCUUGGGGAUACUCUCUGCAUAUAUACGAGACAUACAUGACACCAAGCCUUUUACAAGUACCCAUACAGACGUUUGUUGAGUGGCGAAAAGGAGCGCAUCCUGCUUUCAUGAUGAAUACUAGGGAUGUUUCAAAGGCGGAUCCAUGUAAAGUUCCUCAUUACUUUUAUUUUGAUUCCGUGGAGGAAACCGAUUAUGAAGGAAGGCGCGAGCAGGUGGUGACAAGUUAUGUUCGGAAAUUUCCACGGCGGUUGUCGCCUUGCUUGGUGAAUGGGACCAGAUCGGCAAAUUAUGUGGAAAAGAUUAUAGUGAUCUCUCCAGUGAAGAGACAUAAAAUGGAGGGAGCUAGAAGAGAAUGUUGUGAUAUAGUGAAUCUGGACAACAAGAAUGUUACAACGAUCACGCUUAGGCGUUGCAUGAAAUAUGAAAUGAUUGGGUGAUUCUUAUUAGUCUGAAAUUCUAAAUUUUUUGAUAUUCUUGUUCAUUAUUUAUGAUAUGAUCCUGGCGGUAAGUAAUACUUAAAGCUUGAUCAGAGACACAUUUCAUAGGUGUCCAUUUAUAAAAAAUUUAGU